GGUUUCCUUGCAAUUAACGCAUCAUAGAGAGAGGCUCGGAUUCGGAGGCAAAGGCUCGGGCCGAAGACUUUUAGCAGAUAAGAACAACCGGUCUCUCUUCUCCUACCUCGACCACCUUCGACUUUUCCCUCCGCGCGCGCGCGCGCUCUCUCUCUCUCUCUCUCUAAGCUAUAAUUGACCGGUAACAGCCGUUCAGGGAGCUGAAAGUGCACAGAAGAUCAUGGUGAGGAGGAGGAGAGAACGAUAGCCGAUGGCCGCCAUGGCUGCGGCCUCUGCUCUCGACGAGCUUCUUCGUUCAAUGCAAGCUCCACGCCGACGCUCACAAGAGCGAGUGCAAUAUGUAUUGCCUUGACUGUAUGAACGGCGCUCUGUGCUCUCUCUGUCUCGCUUAUCACCGCGACCACCGCGCCAUCCAGAUUAGAAGAUCAUCAUACCACGAUGUGAUUAGAGUUUCCGAGAUACAAAAGGUACUGGACAUUAGCGGCGUGCAGACUUACAUAAUCAACAGCGCUCGCGUCGUCUUCCUCAACGAGCGGCCGCAGCCGAGGCCAGGCAAAGGCGUCACCAACACCUGCGAGGUUUGUGAGCGGAGCCUCCUCGACUGCUUCCGCUUCUGCUCUCUCGGCUGCAAGAUUGUUGGAACGUCAAAUGAAACCGGAGUCAGGAAACAGGGGAAGAAGAACAGAAAGACGGCUGGAUCGGAUUCCGAUGAAUCCUAUUCGAGCACUGUUGUGCAGAGUUUUACACCUUCGACCCCGCCGCCGACCGCAUUCAGCUAUCGCACGGCGAAGAGAAGGAAGGGGAUUCCUCACCGAGCCCCCUUUGGUAGCCUUAUUCUGGAGUUCUAAUAACUUGGCAUAAAAAGAAUCAAGAUGCCUCCUUUCUCUCUCGUUUAGUUGUGUAUAAUCUAUAUAAAGCAUAAAUAAACGCAUGAUAAAAACUCCGAUUACUGAGCACGCUGCGCUUCUGCUUGCGGAGGCCGGUGCUGUGCUUCUCCAACGGUGAAAGGAGGAGCAGGAGGAGAUGGCUAAGCUGAGUUAAGAUUGCUGCAGUUAUAGGAAUAAUGUUGUGACGUUAGUGGUUGUUAUUAUUAAAACUGGUAGUAUAAGAUAGGUUUAAUCCUUUGUCUAAAUGUAUAUACGAAGUUAGCAGAAGAGAUUAGAAAUGAGAGAGAAAUGUAUAACUAUAGUUGGGAAUGCAAUAAUAGUAAUAAGAAUAAAAUGCUACUUCUAUUCUUUUGGAUUCA
This is a messenger RNA of Dendrobium catenatum, 1246 nucleotides long. RefSeq lists its product as uncharacterized. The record is from RefSeq and is a predicted model, not a curated record. The transcript has 4 exons. The coding region runs from base 339 to 848 and encodes 169 amino acids. NCBI's taxonomy places the organism in Eukaryota, Viridiplantae, Streptophyta, Magnoliopsida, Asparagales, Orchidaceae.